AUGGGUACAGUUCACACCCUAUCAGAUCUCCGUCUUGAGCGGAUGCCACAACUAGCCGAGGCGAAGGGCAUACAUGAAGACUGGACCGGAAUUGGUGAUGCUGAAACUCGUAGGAAGUUGCAGAAUAGGCUCAACGUCAGGGCUCAUCGAAAGCGCAAAGCCGCACAAUCUCAGGCGCCAGCCCUACCCGCACCUGCCACAGAUGUGUCAACAGUUUGUUGGGACGAAGAUCAUCAAACAGUCACUCUUCUCCCAGCUCAGCUAGCCAAUACAAUCCCCAGACCACCAAGCCCUUUAAUUCCUCCGAUGUUUCGCGGAACACCAACAUACCCAACCACAAGGAUUGUCUUCCCCCUCACUUCGGACCAUCUUAUUACUCUCGUCCAAUACAAUGUCCUUCGCGCCGCCAUGACCAACCUGCGUCUCCUCUCAGCCCUACACACUGUUCCCUCGGAAUGCUCACAAGCUCUGCGGAUCGUUCCUGUGCCCACCACCAACGCCACCACUUUUUCAGGGCCAGACCAACCCGUUCCUCCAUCACUUGAGCCCACUCCCCUUCAGCGCGCUGUCACACAUGAUAAGUGGAUAAACAUCCUACCCCACGCUGUCUGGAGAGACAAUUGCAUCCUGGCUGCUGGGACUUAUGAUUCAAAUGACAUGCGUCGUGAUUUUCUGGGUGGACUCUGGGAAGGGUUCCCUGGAUCUGAGGCUGAGCGAAGAGGCUUGAUUGCUUGGUCAACGCCGUGGGAGAUAAGUGGGUGGGAGGUCUCAGAAGGGUUUAUCGAGAAGUGGGGGUGGCUUUUGAAAGGGUGUAAGGGAGUCAUGGAGGCUACAAAUCGAUGGAGAGCGUUGAGGGGAGAGGAACCUGUUGUGAUCGAGAUAUGA
This is a messenger RNA of Lachnellula hyalina, 885 nucleotides long. RefSeq lists its product as uncharacterized. The transcript has 3 exons. Lineage: Eukaryota; Fungi; Ascomycota; Leotiomycetes; Helotiales; Lachnaceae. The coding region runs from base 1 to 885 and encodes 294 amino acids. The record is from RefSeq and is a predicted model, not a curated record.